GGGGCGGGGCCGGACCCGGAAGUGCCGGCGGAGAGCGUGUUUUUUCCACGCUGCUUAGGAGCAAGCGAGUUGAAUGCUGUGCCCUUUACUGCAGCCCCCGAGUCACCAGUCCAUGUGGAAUAGCACCAAGAAAACGUACAUCUUUGCUGUUUAGUAUAAACCGAGUUAUUUUCAGGUUAUUCAGAAUUAAACUCUCAUGUCAGCGGAAAGCUCGACCGUCACGGUUCGUCUUGUCCGCUCUUUUGAGCACCGGAACUUCAGGCCUGUGGUGUACCACGGCGUUCCCUUGGAUCAGACGGUGGAGGAGUUCAUCGCCUUUGUGCGGGAGGAUGUGUCUUCAAGAGCAGGACUUCCUCCUCCUUUUAAGAAUUACAAGUAUGAUACAAUGAAGAUUAUUCACCAAGCACACAAAUCUAAGACUGGUGAUCUUGUAGUGAGUUUGGAAGAUGAUGACAAACUGAUUUUGAAGGGAGACAGCACGCUGAAAGCAGCUGGAGUAGCAAAUGAGACGGAAUUAGCAUUCUUCUGUGAGGAAGAUUACAGAAACUACAGAGCUAAUCCUGUUUCGGCCUGGUGAAGAUCCCAAGGGGUUGUUUUGUUCUCCCAUACCUGUUGUAAAUUUUCCUUCUUCUGCUUAAUGAGAUUUUUCUUAAAGAUCAAUAAAUCCUAGAGGAUUUCUUUGCAAACAGCGCAAUUCCCUUCCUAUAGGCAUUAAUUUCUGUCAAAAUGCUAAGGCUGCGAGAAGGAAAACGGGGGGACAUAAAUGACUUUUUCCUUGCUCCCUUCUCUUUUUGCUGUGCUCGGCUCUUGAGCCUCGGGCAGUGCCAUCCCUGACCCGUGACACUGGAAAUUAGAGAAUGCACACGAUGAGCCCAUCACAGUACUGACUUCUGAUGAAAAUGAAGUGAAAGCUCCUUCCGAUGAAACGAAACGUUUGAUGGCCAAAUCACUGGCUAUUUUCAAGAACUCGAGAAGAGGAUCUCUCCGUUUCGAGGCACAGCUUUACUUCUCUCGUUUUAUGUUUGGUCUCUUUUGUUUAAACAGUGCGGACUGGGCAGUGUUUCAUGCUUUUCAGUGGUGAAUGCUUUCCAUUAUCCUCUCUUCCAGCCCUCUUUAGCAUGCUGAAAGGGACAAAUGUCUGUUGGGAGGCUUUUGUGUCCGAGGAGCAGCUCGCCUGUUUCUAGCUUUGCUUCAUGGAGCCACCUUCGCUUAGGGGUGGCAGCUUGAGCUCUGCCCAGACAUCACUGCGCCUAAGUAGGAGUUGGGCAUUUUUCCAAGUGGAGUGAAAGCUCAUGGUUUCAGUUUUAAGAAUAAAACCUGAAUGAUUGCUUUUUUGUUUUUUUUUUUUGUGAGGAGAGGCCCAGUCUGUGAGCCACAUGUCUUCAAGGCUGGGAUUGAUUCCUUUCUGCUUUCCAUGAGCCCAGCACUCUGUUGCUAUGUGUUUGUUCUUGGUAGUGCCAAGGCUUUCCUACUACGUGAACCAAAUUAAGAAUAAUAGAAAAUAAUCGUGCAUCCAAUAAAGUGCCUUUAGGCAGA
This is a messenger RNA of Hirundo rustica (Barn swallow), 1536 nucleotides long. RefSeq names its product chromosome 7 C2orf76 homolog (gene C7H2orf76). NCBI's taxonomy places the organism in Eukaryota, Metazoa, Chordata, Aves, Passeriformes, Hirundinidae. The transcript has 7 exons. The record is from RefSeq and is a predicted model, not a curated record. Bases 197 to 577 code for a protein of 126 amino acids.